Molecule: messenger RNA, 1471 nt
Organism: Phlebotomus papatasi
Lineage: Eukaryota; Metazoa; Arthropoda; Insecta; Diptera; Psychodidae
Gene: Nmdmc
Product: bifunctional methylenetetrahydrofolate dehydrogenase/cyclohydrolase, mitochondrial
Exons: 3
Coding region: 376-1431 (351 amino acids)
Biological process (GO): tetrahydrofolate interconversion
Cellular component (GO): mitochondrion
Molecular function (GO): methenyltetrahydrofolate cyclohydrolase activity; methylenetetrahydrofolate dehydrogenase (NADP+) activity; methylenetetrahydrofolate dehydrogenase (NAD+) activity
Source: RefSeq, a predicted model, not a curated record
GGAAUUCACCAGUGCACCUGUCAUUUCGACACGGACCAAAACACGUGCAAAUAAAUCUUUAUUUUCUGGGAUUUUUUGCACUGAAAAAUAUAAUAAAGUUCAGUAUUAUUGUGCCUUUAGUGUGUGUAGUUUGUAGUGAUAGAGAAAACCCUGGGAAAUUGUGGAAAACAAGGUGGGAAAUUGAGAAGAUUUGGCAUGGUACAGAGAUUCACCUAAAUGGCUGAAAUUUUGGGAGGUUUUUGAUGACGAUUCAUGUCGCAUUUUGCAUGAUAAACAUUGAUCUGUUCGUUUUUCUGGGACAUAAAAAUAUUUUUGUACAUAAUCUUCUGAUGCAAUCACUUGUGAUUGACGAGAGAAAAGGGGUAUCAAAACACAAUGUUUUCGCUGAGACGAUUCAGUCGGGAAUUGUAUCUCGUGUGGAAAGGAAGUCAAUCCGGGAAGUGUUCAAUCAUGAAGAACAAAUUAAUGAGGGGCGUCUCUGUUGAGAAAAAACUAUUGAUACACAGCAAUAGCUUCAGCAGAAUGGCCAAGCUGAUCGAUGGACUGCAGAUCUCUAAGCAGAUCCGUGAGGAAUUGCGUGGGCAAGUUGAAGAGUGGGUCAAAGAAGGGAACAGGAAGCCACAGCUGACGGCAGUGCUCAUUGGCGAAGAUCCAGCCAGUCAGACUUAUGUGAAAAACAAGAUGAAGGCUGCAGCUGAAGUAGGAAUAGAAAGCACAACGCGGAAUCUCCCAGACACAAUCUCAGAAGAGGAAUUGCUAGAGAUAAUUGAUGAACUGAAUCAGAGUGACAAAGUUGAUGGGAUUCUGGUUCAGCUUCCACUUCCUCAUCACAUCCACGAACGUCGGAUUUGCAAUGCCGUGAGCUGUGACAAAGAUGUCGAUGGAUUCAAUGAGAAGAAUGUAGGGAGAUUGUGUUUAGACAUGAACACUCUGAUCCCGUGCACUCCGUUGGGUGUUCAGGAACUCCUCAAACGAACAGGCAUUGAGACCUUUGGGAAGAAUGCCGUGGUUGUUGGACGCAGCAAGAAUGUGGGAAUGCCAAUUUCGAUGCUGCUCCAUGCCGAUGGACGCAAUGACACCGAUGCCAUGGAUGCCACAGUGACCAUUUGCCACAGAUUCACUCCACCGGAAGAGCUGGCGCGCUUCUGCAAAAGCGCAGACAUCAUUGUCAGUGCCACAGGAGUGCCUGGACUCAUCCGGGCGGAUAUGGUGAAACCCGGGGCAUGUGUCAUCGAUGUGGGUAUCACUAGGAUCAAGGAUGACAUCACUGGGAAAACGCGUCUUGUGGGGGAUGUUGAUUUUGAGGAAGUUCGGAAGGUUGCUGGACACAUAACGCCCGUUCCUGGUGGAGUUGGUCCCAUGACAGUCGCCAUGCUCAUGAAGAACACCAUAAUUGCAGCCAAGAAUCUACAGAAGCAGCGAAGAUCAUAAAGUUGGCAUUUUAUUUUUUAAUAAAUCAAUUUUCCAGCGA